AUGGCCCUCGCACUCCUCCCACGACCAUUUCCGACCCCGCCCAUGUCCAUGACCCCCUCGCCCAAGACCUCUCCUUCGCCCAAGACCUCGCCAUCCCCCGAACUCGACGUCACCGAGGAGGACUAUGGUGCGACCUCACCAUCGGCAUCAGGAACUGACGCAGGCAUGGACCCGACAGAUGCCCAGAAAGCAUUGGAGGCCGUCGGACGAGAACUGGAGAAGCUGAAGGGGCGGUUAGACGAAGCUAAGCGGCGGCGGGCGGAGUCAUAA
Molecule: messenger RNA, 270 nt
Organism: Trichosporon asahii var. asahii CBS 2479
Lineage: Eukaryota; Fungi; Basidiomycota; Tremellomycetes; Trichosporonales; Trichosporonaceae
Exons: 2
Coding region: 1-270 (89 amino acids)
Source: RefSeq, a predicted model, not a curated record